Salvia hispanica is the source of this 1143-nucleotide messenger RNA. NCBI's taxonomy places the organism in Eukaryota, Viridiplantae, Streptophyta, Magnoliopsida, Lamiales, Lamiaceae. The record is from RefSeq and is a predicted model, not a curated record.
AUGCAACCAGCUCCAAUCAAAGGUGGUGGUGUGGAUGGCUUCGCGGCCAAAGGCGACGGCGACACCCUCGAGACCGGCAGCUACCACCGCGACACCAACCACAAGCCUAUGUUCCCCGGCAUGGCUAUCAAAAUAACAUUGAUGCUUGUAUUAUUCUGCUCAACAAUCCUUAUUGUCAACCAAUCUAAUUAUCCUUUCGAGUUUUUUGGCAGCCAUAAUUCGUUCUCAGAGCCAUCUUGGGAGAAUUCGAACACUGAUUCGUCUUUAGUUCAUCAAUACACGUCUCGUAUCCCGCCUUCUACUCUGGCAAAAGAUGAGAAAAUCGAAUUGGAGAAGACGUUGAGAAGUGCAGUGAUGAAGGACAACAGGACGGUGAUAAUCACGAAUCUAAACGCAGCGUGGACUGAACCAAAUUCCCUGUUCGAUCUAUUUUUGGAGAGCUUCAAGAUCGGAAAUGGAACGGCGCACCUCUUGGAUCACUUAGUGGUCUACGCGUUCGACAAGACGGCGUACGAGCAUUGCAAGGCGGCAGCGCACCUCCACUGCUACGCUGUUACGACGGAGGGCGUGGACUUCUCCGGCGAGGCGUAUUUCAUGAGUGAGGAUUAUCUGAAGAUGACGUGGCGAAAGAUUGAACUAUUGCGCACUGUUCUUCAAUUGGGAUACGACUUCAUUUAUACGGAUGCAGAUGUAAUGUGGUUUAGAAAUCCAUUCAAAAAAUUCUACGCGGAUGGGGAUUUCGAGAUGGCGUGCGACCGAUACACCGCCAACUACCGCAACUUGAGCAACACCGGGAGUACAGGGUUCACGUAUGUGAAAUCCAACAACAGGACCAUCGAGUUAUACAAGUAUUGGUACAAUGCGCGGGAGUAUUUCCCAGGCAUACACGACCAAGACGUGUUCAACAUAAUAAAGGGAAAACCGUUUGUCCACCAAAUCGGGUUAGAGUUCCGUUUCUUGGAUACGGCCUACUUCGGGGGAUAUUGUGAACCCAGCAAGGAUCUGGAUGAGAUGAUCACCAUGCAUGCCAAUUGCUGUGUAGGCAUUCAAAACAAGAUGCAUUUUCUUACCAUGAUCAUCAAUGAUUGGAAAAGGUAUAUGGCAUUGCCAUCUUCAAAUAGGAAUUCCACUACUAGAUCUUGA